AAUACGGUCAAUCCUUCAUGAUUACUUGCGCUCAUAACAUGCAAGAAAGGGAACCCACCGUUCACCACAAUCACCUUCUAACUCGGUUGGAAAAUCGAAAUAGGUCAGAAAUUAUAACGCGAAAGGGGCGCCGAGCCAUGAUGCACUAUGACUUACAAACGGUCCUUCUUCGCACCAGAAGGGCUGCAAUUUUUACAGCAAGAUUAUUUCCACUCUUCACUAGUUCUGCCAUCCACUGGUUCGCGUCACUCCCUCUUGAACAAAACAUCACACCGAUGCCUAUCCAUAUGCAAAAUAUUCGACAUCGACGUCCCCGACGUCAACAUUUUAAUGCCAGAAGCUCGCCCGGCUUCAUAUCAGCAAGAUACUUCUCACUACGCGAACCCAGCAGCUGAUACCUUUUGGCGAAGAUCGAGACGGAAAGACGUUCUUCAUUGCACGUGCGUUUUUAGAAGGUAUAUAUUGUUUACAUCUACACCUCAGCUCGCGUUAUUCAACUCACAUUGUGCAGACAGGUGGACGGACUUGAGCGCAUGCACUCAAUCUCGUCUCCUCCGUCCCCCGCUCGUGCAACACUCUACAAUACAUGGGCACGCCAUUUCCGGCCCAACCGUCCCUCACCGCUGCUGGAUCUCAUGCCACCAACACACCUUAAACAUUAAUGCCAAUGGGGAGGUCCUUUGUAGUUCUUUUUUCGACCCCACAUUGAUUGCUUCUGGGUCAAAGAUGAAGAUGAGCCUCAACCCGCUCGGUCUAACAAAAGGUAUGUACCACUAUCUCGUAUGAAGUUGCUAACACAUUGAUUGCUUUCAGGUCGAAGACGAAGAUGAACCUCAACCAGCACACUCCAAUGGACGCCAUUUAAGUUAGGUACGUCUCAUUGA
Molecule: messenger RNA, 884 nt
Organism: Suillus paluster
Lineage: Eukaryota; Fungi; Basidiomycota; Agaricomycetes; Boletales; Suillaceae
Exons: 1
Coding region: 148-786 (212 amino acids)
Source: RefSeq, a predicted model, not a curated record